Malaclemys terrapin pileata is the source of this 2721-nucleotide messenger RNA. It is a transcript of the gene GPAA1, whose product is annotated as glycosylphosphatidylinositol anchor attachment 1. Gene Ontology annotation, biological process: attachment of GPI anchor to protein. The transcript has 13 exons. Lineage: Eukaryota; Metazoa; Chordata; Testudines; Emydidae. Gene Ontology annotation, cellular component: membrane; GPI-anchor transamidase complex. The record is from RefSeq and is a predicted model, not a curated record. Bases 134 to 2005 code for a protein of 623 amino acids.
CGUCACGUGCCCUGCUCGGGAAAGGAGGGGCCCGCCGAGCUGUCACCCGAGCGAGGCUCGGCGGCUCGGAGCUCGAUUGAGCGGCCUGAGCCCCCGCGCGUGCCGGUGACCCCGUGGGCCCCAGCCGUCCGCCAUGGGGCUCCUGUCGGACCCGUACCGCAGGCGAGCGCUGUCCCGGCUCAUCCUCCGCCUCAACACCCCACUCUGCAUCCUCAGCUACCUGGCUGGGCUGGGCUGGUUCCUGGGCCUGGCCUCCCCACCCUUCACCCUGCGCUCCUACAUGUCGGAGAACGCCAUGGGCUCCACCAUGGUGGAGGAGCAGUUCGUGUUCGGCGAGAGGGCACUCUCCUACGCCCGCGAGUUCGCUGGCCACAAGAAGAAGGUGGGGGGGAUCCCUGUGGCCUGGCUGGAGAAGACCAUGUGGAACCUGGGCCUGGAGGUUUAUAAGCAGCCCUUCUCCCGCACUCUGCCCUUUCCGGACGAGAUGCGCGAAAGAUACAUGGUGAAGGGCACGAAUGUGUAUGGGAUCCUGCGGGCGCCACGUGCGGCCAGCACGGAGUCCUUGGUCCUGAGCGUGCCCUGCAGUACGGGGCAGCACAACAACCAGGCUGUGGGGCUCAUGCUGGCCUUGGCUUCCUACUUCCGGGGUCAGAUUUACUGGGCCAAGGACAUCAUCUUCCUGGUGAACGAGCACGACCUGAUUGGCAUGGAGGCCUGGCUGGAGGCCUACCACGACGUCAACGUCACUGAGGUGCUCUCCUCGGGGAUGCUGGGCCGGGCCGGAGCCAUCCAGGCGGCUGUCUCGCUGGAGCUGAGCAGCGACGUCAUCACCAGCUUCGACAUGGCCGUGGAGGGGCUGAACGGGCAGCUGCCCAACCUGGACCUGGUCAACCUCUUCUACGCCUUCUGCCAGAAGAAUGGGCUGCUGUGCACCAUCCAGGGCAAGCUGCAGCGCACGGACUGGGACACGCUGCCGGCCUAUGUGCACAGCCUGCAGACCCUGCUGCUCAUGGUGCUGAAGCAGGGCUCUGGCCGGCCCCAGGGCGACCACGGCCUCUUCCUGCGCUACCACAUCGAGGCCAUCACCGUGCGCGGCAUCAACAGCUUUCGGCAGUACAAGUACGACAUGGGCACCGUGGGCAAGACGCUGGAGGGGAUGUUCCGCAAGCUGAACAACCUGCUGGAGCGCCUGCACCAGUCCUACUUCUUCUACCUGCUGCCCUCGCUCGCGCGCUUCGUCUCCAUCGGCGUCUACAUGCCGGCCUUCGGCUUCCUCAUCCUCAUCCUCGUCCUCAAGGCCCUCGACCUGUGGAUGAAGCUGAGUAAAUGUGAUGCGGGCCCCGAGGAGCAGCUUUGCGAUGGAGACCAGGGUGCUGCCCACGCUGCCGCCGAGGAGUCACGUCCUGGCCUGCUCACCCUGGUGCCACCCCUGCUGAUCUGCCAUGCCACAGGUCUCACCCUCUACUUCCUGCCUGUGCUGGGCCAGCACUUGGCCACCCAGCACUUCCCCGUCUCGGAGUCGGAGGCUGUGGUGCUGACGGUCAUUGCCAUCUACGUGGCCGGACUGGCGCUGCCACACAACACACACAGGGUGCUGACUGGCUGUGGGAGUGAACGCGGCUGGAUGACCCUGAAGCUUCUCUCCCUGCUGUACCUGGCCAUGCUGCUGGGCUGCAUCGCCCUCAUUAACUUCUCCCUGGGCUUCCUGUUGGCUGUCACCAUGGUGCCCGUUGCAGCCAUCGUCCAGCCCAAAGGCCCCAAGUAUCUGUAUGCAGUGCUGCUGGUCCUGGUCACGCCAGCUGUCACCCUCCUGCUCAGCAUCGUCCUGUACCAGGAGCUGAUUGAGUACCCCGUCUCGGCGCUGGAGUGCUGGCAGCUCUUCCUGCAGGCUGUGUCUGAGGGCCUGCUGGACCACUACCUCUACGGCUCCAUCGUCUUCCCCUUCAUCGCCCUCUUCGUCUACCCCUGCUGGCUGCUGCUCUGGAACGUGCUCUUCUGGAAGUAACCGGGCCCCACCUCUCCUGGGAGCGGGGAGUUGCUGACUGGGCCCCCGCCUGGCCACCGGAUCCCAGGAUCUGGGACUUGCCCUGGAGCCAUUCCACGUUCUCAGGCUGGAGCCUUGCGCCUUUGUUCUGGAAGGAGUGAGGGCGCCUUGGCCUGUUCUGGGGCCUGCAGCAGGAGUCAGUCCCCCUUCCUUGUGCUCAGUGGCCUGAUUGGGGAAGGCGGCGCCGUAAUGGUGCCAGAGCAGGAGGGGGGCCUGGGACGCCCGCUGAACUCAGCUGUCCAUGGGCAUCGCACGCUGGGACCUUUGCCUUAGGGGGGCACCUGCCAGCUGCUGCCAGGCGAAGGGGGGCACAGGGCGCUGGGCUGCCUGCAGGGGAGCAGGGAGGCUUUGGCCCUGCUUGUUCCCACAGACAGAGGGCAGAGGGCUGGGCUUAGGCUGGAAGGUGGCAGCACUGCAGGGCGCCACUGCAGAUGCUGGUCACCUUGAGUCCACAUGUGUGGGGCAGCGGAGGGUGCUCCCCGCUCUUCCUCAGGCAUGGGCUGGGCAUGCCUCCCUCAGCCCUGGGGGAGGAGAGGAGUGGGGCAUGCAGGUUAGCGCACUCCUCCACUGUAUACAGGUGGGCCAGGUCCCCAGAGCAGCCAAGGGACUGGGCUGGGGGAAUGAACAGGGAUUGCGCCGGGAGUGUUCAUCUUUGUAAUAAAAUAACAAGAAAAGCC